AUGGGCGAAGGCUGGCUAGAGUGGGCGCGCGGUCACGGUCAGCGAGUUAGCGCCUGGCCCCAGGCGACAGUGGGCGCGCAGGCCAAAGGUGCCAUGCAUCAGCGGCUGAUUUUGGGUUCCAAGUGGCUGCUGGGGGCCACUACAAGAUCACCUGUACUGCAGGUGCAGCUCAAUCGUCGCAGGGCGAAGGAGUCCACCGAGUACUCAACGGACUGGGUGCAGCAGCGGCAAAAUGUGCGGUAUCUACGUAAGUCUCCUCCUACCCAUCCAACUGAAUCCUGUGACAAGGCAAGGUCUGAAUUUUGA
Dibothriocephalus latus is the source of this 306-nucleotide messenger RNA. The record is from the annotation of a GenBank genome assembly. Lineage: Eukaryota; Metazoa; Platyhelminthes; Cestoda; Diphyllobothriidea; Diphyllobothriidae.